CCGAUGAGGCGGUGUGUUUAUGUCGGUGUUCGAAAGCGUGUAGAUUGUUUAUUUACAUGUUCUUUAUAACCGAUACCAAUAGUGUUUUGUGUUAACAGUGUCUUCUUCUUGUAACGAACCACACUAACGUGUAUUCAAGUGCAUUGUUAAGUUAAUGAUCAAAAAUGACCGGUGGAUUGCUCACGUAGAGCGUAAACCGAGAAUGCAUUUUUAGUGUCGUGGAGUGUUUGUACGUACACAUUUAUCUGGAUAAAUGUUCGGCUACAGGGGUAAUAUGUGCAGCCGGCAGCAUUCUCAGGCUUGCCUGAAUACAUCUUUGUCGAUACGACAAGAGAUACAGCGGUUUGAAAGUGUACAUCCAUCGAUAUACGCCCUUUACGAUCUGGUCGAGUUGGUGCCUGAUCCACUGCUCGCUCAGCAGAUAAGAGAUCACGUCGUUGCCAUUGAAGAUUCUUUUGUAAACAGUCAAGAAUGGACGGCAGCAAGGGGCGUCACGGAGUUAAGAGUCGGUGUUUUGGGAUCACCCGAUAGUGGAAAAUCAGCCUUAGUGCAUCGAUACCUAACUGGAGCUUACAUGCAAGAGGAAAGCCCUGAAGGAGGUCGCUUCAAGAAGGAAGUCAUCAUAGACGGUCACAGCUAUCUCCUGCUGAUCAGAGAUGAAGGCGGACCACCAGAGAUGCAGUUCACCGCGUGGGUUGACGCGGUAAUCUUCGUCUUUAGCUUGGAGAACGAGAUCAGCUACAACACAAUAUCUAGUUACUUCAAUAAAAUGUCCCAUUAUAGGAAUUCAGCAGAAAUUCCAAUCAUAUUGGUUGGAACCCAAGAUGCCAUAAGUGAAAGUAGUCCACGUGUAGUAGACGACAACCGCGCUCGCAAGCUGUCCAAUGAACUACGAAGAUGUUCAUACUACGAGACAUGUGCUACCUAUGGCUUAAAUGUGGAGCGAGUGUUUCAAGAUGCGUGUCAGAAGAUCGUCGGGACUAGGCUCUCGGCGUCAUCCCAGUGCCUCUCCGGGGGCUCGCGUCCGGCAACUCCGCAACCUCUGGCUAAUUCACCCAGCCACAAUCAUACAUCGUUUUUAUAUAAGGAUUCAUUACCACGGGGCCAUCACACGCUCUCUGCGUCAUCUCAUCACCUACAUCGAGGAGCUUCCUCAUUUGACGCCUCAUCAAACAGCAGCGGCAUCUCGUCCACGCACGUCGUCGAGAUCCACAGCACCAACGGUUCCGAUACGUCAUCACGAUGGGGCAACUCUCUCGGCAGCCACGGAUCGUCUUCUGGCUUGGUUUCCAUAGCAACGGAGAAUAACAACGUUAAAUACACGGCCCGGCACUGUUUGGACGAUCUGCAGCCGCUGAAAGACCCCAAAGACCUGCCCACACCGUCUUCAACUCCCACAACCUCGAGGAAAACCAGGAGAAGAUCGAAUCUCUUCACGCCGUCGAAGAAGGGUGAUGAUAGAUUGAAAAACGGAGAGCUAGGCUCAGGGAGGGCGAUACCGUUGAAACAGGGAUACUUGUACAAGAAAAGCAGUAAGGCUCUGAACAAAGAGUGGAAGAAAAAGUAUGUGACUCUGUGUGAUGAUGGGAGAUUGACCUACCAUCCCAGCUUACAUGACUACAUGGAAGAUGUCAAUGGAAAAGAGAUAUCUCUUCAGUAUGUGACAGUGAAAGUCCCAGGACAGAAACCACGAGGUUCCAAGUCCAUCAUUACCACAGUACCGGGAUACAACGGAUACAGCAGUCUGGAUAUACACGACAGCAUCAGUGGACUCUCUCUUGGGUAUAAAGAAAAACGGGCCACAGACAAAGCGCUGAUGUCGGCGUUUGAGACGAUGAAAGAGCCAGCCUCGAGCCGGCAGUCGCUCGCUUCGGAGCCGGACGUGGGCUCCACCAACGGAGCCGACAAGGACACACCGCAUGUGAAGAAACGACACCGCCGAAUGAAAAGCACCGGCCUCAAGAAGGACGGAGACGAAGAGGGGGAGUGCGGCACGUCGUGCGAGUUCACGAUCGUGAGUCUGGACGGCAAGCGGUGGCGCUGGGAGGUGUGCGGCGCGGGGGGCGCGGGGGCCGCGGCCGCCGCCGAGCGGGACGCCUGGGUCGCCGCCGUCGAAGCGCAGAUCCUCGCCUCCCUACAGGGCAGGACGUCGCGCCAGCCGCUGCCCACGGGCGCCAACACCACGGGCGACGUGCGCGCCACGCGCUACGUGCGCCGCGUCGCCGGCAACCACCAGUGCUGCGACUGCGGCGCCCCAGAUCCGGACUGGGCGAGUCUGAACCUCGGCGUGCUGAUCUGCAUAGAGUGCUCCGGGGUACACCGCAACCUCGGCUCCCACAUAUCGCGAGUGCGCUCGCUGGACCUGGACGAAUGGCCGUUGAGUCACGUCAGCGUCAUGGUGUCGAUCGGUAACGCUUUAGCCAAUUCAAUAUGGGAGGCUGACCUCCGGGGACACGUGAAACCGGUUGCGACUUCCUCCCGGGAAGAGAAAGAGCGAUGGAUCCGCCUGAAGUACGAGCGGCGGCAGUUCUACAGCGCGACGGAGGCGGCGGGCGGGCUGGAGGCGCUGCGCGGGGCGGGCGCGCGCGGNCCCGCCCCGCACGAGCGCGCGCUGGCGCUGCGGGCCGCCGUCGCCGCCGGGCACCUCGCCGCCGCGCAGCUGCUCAUAUGGCACAACGGCAACCCUAACUUCCCGGACGCGGACGGGCACACGUGCGUGUUCUACGCGCGCGCGGCCGCCAACCACCUAUCGGGCAUCCCCACCCAGUACCCGCGGAACUUGCAGCUGACGUGCCCUCUGCACCCGACGCCGCCCUCCAACGCGUCCAGCUCCUCGUCUGCUUCGAGCUCCAAGAGCCUCAAGAGUCCAGAGCCGGAGUGCAACUGCAUCAUAUUCGAACUCCUGAACGCCCAGAGCGCCAGCAACGCGCUGGUCGAGCUGCUGAUCGGCCUCCAGAACAACCACUACACGAACGGCUACGAUUCGAAUCUAGUGUAUGCCCACAACACGCUCGGCCGCCCGACCCUGAGCCAAAAUCUCUCGUUGACCAACGGGAAGUGCGGGAGCAUCGUCUAAACCAGCCUUUCCCAAAGUGGGUUAUAACGCCCCCCUGUGGGCGCUGCAGGAUUAAAGGGGGGCGGUAAGACACGCAGAAAAAAAUUGGGGCGUU
Molecule: messenger RNA, 3170 nt
Organism: Bombyx mandarina (wild silkworm)
Lineage: Eukaryota; Metazoa; Arthropoda; Insecta; Lepidoptera; Bombycidae
Gene: CenG1A
Product: Centaurin gamma 1A
Biological process (GO): activation of GTPase activity
Molecular function (GO): GTP binding; GTPase activity; GTPase activator activity
Source: RefSeq, a predicted model, not a curated record